Molecule: messenger RNA, 802 nt
Organism: Magnolia sinica
Lineage: Eukaryota; Viridiplantae; Streptophyta; Magnoliopsida; Magnoliales; Magnoliaceae
Product: large ribosomal subunit protein eL20-like
Exons: 2
Coding region: 74-610 (178 amino acids)
Biological process (GO): translation
Cellular component (GO): ribosome; cytosolic large ribosomal subunit
Molecular function (GO): structural constituent of ribosome
Source: RefSeq, a predicted model, not a curated record
AGAAAGAAGGGUUUUCCCAUAGGGGAAAAGAUUUCUAGGGUUUCUGAGAUCUAUCAUCCUCCCAACUACAGAAAUGGUGCCCUUCAGGUUCCAUCAGCAUCAGGUGGUUGGGAGAGCUCUCCCUUCGGCGACCGAUGAGCAUCCGAAGAUUUACCGGAUGAAACUGUGGGCCACGAAUGAGGUUCGCGCGAAAUCCAAGUUCUGGUACUUUCUUAGGAAACUCAAGAAGGUUAAAAAGAGUAAUGGGCAAGUGCUUGCCAUCAAUGAGAUUUUUGAGAGGAAUCCCACCACUGUCGAGAACUAUGGAAUUUGGUUGCGGUACCAGAGCAGAACUGGUUACCACAAUAUGUACAAGGAAUACCGGGACACCACCCUUAAUGCUGCCAUUGAGCAGAUGUAUGACGAGAUGGCUUCUCACCACAGGGUAAGGUCUCCUUGCAUUCAGAUCAUCAAGACAGCUACCAUACCUGACACGCUUUGCAAGAGAGAGAAUACCAAGCAAUUUCAUGAUUCCAAAAUCAAGUUCCCGUUGAUGUUCAAGAAGGUUAGGCCACCAACUAGGAAGCUUAAGACAACAUUCAAGGCAUCGAGGCCUAAUUUGUUCAUGUAAUUCUGAUCAAUGAUGUCUGCGACUUUGUGUUGCCAGAUCAGAUUCGUUGAAACUAUUAGAAAGUUGAGAUGCUUCCAAGUUAUUUGGGAUUUUGGUCUCUAUGGCAUAAGCUUUUCUUUAUUAGUUUUUAUAUUUUAGAAAUUUUAAGUGUGGUUUAAGACAUGAUGGUGAAGGAUAUUAACUUGUUUUUUA